AUGCCUUCUCUGGAAGAUCAAUCAGUCAACUAUGACGAGAACCGAGAGCAAUCUACCAGACCCGAGGAAGAUCACCAGCAGGGCCUAUUUCACCAAGUAUACGAAUGGCUUCAUCAUGAGAAAUUCAGACGACAGAAUCGUAAAGCACGGAAAUCCGAAGGAAUCUCCCACGCGACAAACCGAAAUGACUCAGCCACAGAAGAUGGUCCUUUAGAAAGACCCAGCUCGAACACCUCAGAGAGCUCAUUUUCCCUGGAUAAACUGGAAAAGAUUCUCCUCCAAUAUGCGACCACUCAAUCCAGCAGUACACAGAAUUUGACGCACAGACAACCGGUCAAACGGCAAUCCCGACGUCGUCUCAGAGGCCUACGAAGGGGAUCUGUAUCCGAGUCGGAUUUUACAGAUGUUGAGGCGCCCCCACCAAGCGUGGAGGCCUACCUUGACAACACAAAGACCCUGGCCUACACCGGUGGCACUGCAGUAGAAGAGAACGCCGACUCCAGCGCAAGUGUAAAACAAGCGAAAGAUGCAGAGGCUUGGUCGACCUUCAAGACCGAGAUCGUUCGCCUUGUGCACACUCUACAACUCAAAGGAUGGCGCAAGGUCCCCGCUGAUCUGGCUGGAGAGAUUGAAGUGGUCAGACUCAGCGGUGCCCUCACCAACGCUGUGUAUGUAGUUAAGCCGCCAAAGAAUCUGCCACCUCCCAAGACCGAUAGCAACACACUGGUUUCAAGAAAGCCCCCGCCGAAGCUUCUGUUGCGUAUCUAUGGCCCUCAAGUCGAUCAUCUCAUUGACCGAGAGAAUGAAUUACAAAUCCUUCGCCGCCUGGGCAAGAAGAACAUCGGCCCACGUAUUCUAGGAACCUUUCUGAAUGGCCGAUUCGAAGAGUACUUUGAGGCUCGCCCACUGACCCCGAAGGAGCUGCGUAUGCCUGAAACGGCGAAGCAGGUUGCCAAGCGAAUGAGAGAAUUGCAUGAUGGGAUUGACCUUCUCGAAGAGGAACGUGAAGGCGGACCCAUGAUCUUCAAGAAUUGGGAUAAGUGGGUGGACCGUUGCGAGCAAGUGAUGAACUGGUUGGAUAAAGAACUACAGUCCCCUCAGAAUGAGGCCAAGGCUGCAUUGGAACCAUGGCGUCGCCGUGGUUAUGUCUGCGGCGUGAAAUGGGCCGUGUUCCGCAAAGCCGUAGAAAAUUACCGUCUUUGGCUGGUUGCCAACUCUGGUGGAAUCGCCGAGAUCAAGCGCCAACUGGUGUUUGCGCACAAUGAUACUCAAUAUGGCAAUUUGCUUCGUAUGGAGCCCGCCACCCAGUCACCGCUGCUUCUGCCUGCAAAUGAACACAAGCAGUUGGUCGUCAUCGACUUUGAGUACUCUUCUGCCAAUACACCGGGACUUGAGUUCGCCAACCACUUCACCGAGUGGUGUUACAACUACCACGACGAAGAGCGCUCGUGGGCUUGCAACAACCGCGCCUACCCCACACCAGAACAGCAGUACCAUUUCGUGUCAACCUAUCUCACCCACCGACCUGCUGCCAUUGGCGGACCAAUCUCACCUCUAGCCUCGCCAAACAUUCGCGCUCGUAAUUCUGUUGCGUUUGCACCGCUGGACUUGGACGAGGGUCUUGAUCGACCUAGCUCUCGACUUUCACAAACUGAUCAACUUAAGGAAGAGGAACAUGACGCAGAGGUACGAUUCCUCAUGCAGCAAACCCGGUUGUGGCGCGUAAUGAACUCUGCACAAUGGGUGGCCUGGGGUAUCGUGCAGGCCAAGGUACCUGGCAUGGAAGAAGGCAUUGCCGAGAUGCUCGCUGCCCGCAACGGACAGAACGCCGAGGAGGACGACGAUAACACUAAGACACCCACGAAUGGGGAUGCUGAUGAAGAAGACGAAGGUGACUUUGACUACCUGGCUUAUGCUCAGGAUCGAGUCAUGUUCUUCUGGGGGGAUCUGCUGUCACUAAACUUGGUCAAAGCAGAGGAACUGCCUGCGCCCCUGGUGGAGCAUGUCAGGUCGCGACUUGUCGAAUACUAG
Messenger RNA from Penicillium paradoxum, 2031 nucleotides. RefSeq lists its product as uncharacterized. Gene Ontology annotation, molecular function: ethanolamine kinase activity; choline kinase activity. The coding region runs from base 1 to 2031 and encodes 676 amino acids. Gene Ontology annotation, cellular component: cytoplasm. NCBI's taxonomy places the organism in Eukaryota, Fungi, Ascomycota, Eurotiomycetes, Eurotiales, Aspergillaceae. The record is from RefSeq and is a predicted model, not a curated record. Gene Ontology annotation, biological process: phosphatidylethanolamine biosynthetic process; phosphatidylcholine biosynthetic process. The transcript has 4 exons.